AUGGGGAUGUCUUACUAUUCCACAGUCUAUAUGCUUGAAUUCUUAUCCACUGAAAGAGACACCCAUAUUACAGUGUACCUAACGACAGACACAACUUCUGACCACCUAUAUCCAGAGCUCCCAUCAGAUCCACGCAUAGAUGUCCUUGGUGUCGACCACACCACCGUCACUCUAGCUUGGAAACACAGUCCCACCAUGCUGCGGUUCCAAGAAAAUGUCCAGUACUGUCUCCUAAUGAAUGAAAAACACAACUACAAGAGUUUAUGCGCAGCGGAGACAGCAAUAAGAUCAUCUGGUAUGAAAUCGCCACCAGCGUUAGCCCUGUCUCUGUCUCCAUAUUCCCCAAACCCUCAACAAGUGAUGAUAUUGUCCGAUGGUGAAUUAAGCAUAAUCAGCAAAGCUAGCAGUGGGGAGGUGCGGCAGGUAUGUGUGGGCACCAAGAACACCUACUCGGUGCCCAACCUGACUCCCAGCACCCAGUAUUAUUUCGAUGUUUUCGUGGUCAACUUCCUCACCAAUGCCAGCGCCGCCUAUACCGGAACCUUUGCCAGGACUCUGGAAGAACCUGACCCCAAAAUCACUGAGCUGAAAGAUGGGAAGGUGAUGCAUCUCGUCCUGGAUGGCAGGAAACAAAGACUCUAUAGCUUGCAGUACCGGGCUAGGCACAAGAAAGUCCAGUUUGCCUUUCAGUCUUGCAGCGGCCAAAUUGAAGUUGAAAUAUCCAGGGAUGAGAAAGUGUUGAUGUCAGAGAGCUUUGCCGGACUGAGGCAUUUCACGCUGAAAGGACGAGUGGGAGAUAUAUACUCAAUGAACCUGGGGUCCACUGAACCUUCAAAUGCAUCUGUGAAAGUUCAGGUUUCUUCUCUCUUCCACAAGCCUUUCUUCCCGGUUCUCCCGGAAAGCUUAAAAAUCAAGUCUUUCAGCAAACUGCGGACCUGUGACUCGGUCACUAUCGCCUGGCUUGGAACACAGCAAAUGAGCAAAUAUUGUGUCUACAAGAAGCAGAUCGAGGAGGACCAAGUCUGGAUGGAAACAAGGAAUGCAGACAGGUGUUUGGGACCAGAAUCCAGGCACAAAAGCCACAAAGUCUUGUGCAAAUACUUCCAUGAUCUCAAUCUGCGGCGAGCAGUAACCACGGAAACCAUCAGGGGGCUCAAGGCAGGGACCGUGUAUUUGUUUGAUGUUUAUCUCAUCGGAUCCUCUGGGAUUCCAGUCAGGUAUUACAGCAGAGUUGUAAAGACACGGAAGAAAUGUUGA
Molecule: messenger RNA, 1257 nt
Organism: Gekko japonicus
Lineage: Eukaryota; Metazoa; Chordata; Lepidosauria; Squamata; Gekkonidae
Product: protein NDNF-like
Exons: 1
Coding region: 1-1257 (418 amino acids)
Biological process (GO): extracellular matrix organization
Molecular function (GO): protein binding
Source: RefSeq, a predicted model, not a curated record